Aspergillus versicolor CBS 583.65 is the source of this 1044-nucleotide messenger RNA. RefSeq lists its product as uncharacterized. Gene Ontology annotation, molecular function: zinc ion binding; N-acetylmuramoyl-L-alanine amidase activity. The record is from RefSeq and is a predicted model, not a curated record. NCBI's taxonomy places the organism in Eukaryota, Fungi, Ascomycota, Eurotiomycetes, Eurotiales, Aspergillaceae. The transcript has a single exon. The coding region runs from base 1 to 1044 and encodes 347 amino acids. Gene Ontology annotation, biological process: peptidoglycan catabolic process.
AUGCCUCACCUAUCCACCCUCCUAACCCUAACCCUCCCGCUCCUCCCCCUCGCCUCACCCAUGUUCCUCGUCCCCCGAAGCACCUGGAACGCCACCCCACCAACAGAACCCUACAAACCCAUGCCGGCGGCAAACCUUGGGACAAAAAUCCACUACGUCGGCCCCGUCUACACCACCCGCCCACACGCCCACUGCAGCGCCUACAUGAAAUCCAUCCAGGACGACCACCUAGCCGACCCCGAACAAGGCUGGAUGGACAUCGCGUAUAACCUGGCCGUAUGCGAGCACGGGUACGUCUUCGACGGCCGCGGUAAGGGCCAUAUGUCCGGAGCGAAUGGGAAUAGUACACUCAAUGAGAACCAUUAUGCCGUUCUUGCGUUUCUGGGGAAGGUGGGGCUUAUGGAGCCGACUGGGGAGCAGGUUGAGGGGAUUAAAGAUGCAAUUGCUUAUUUGAGGCGGGCUGGGGCCGGGAUGGAGAUUAAGGGGCAUAGGGAUGGGUGGAGUACUGAGUGUCCCGGGGAGAAUCUUUAUGGGCUUGUUACUGGGGGUGGAUUGGAGCCUGGGAGGGAGCUUUGGGAUGGCGGGGAGCAUGUUGUGAAGACCGGGGAGACGGUGGAGUGUAUUGCCAAGGAGUAUGAUGUGCCGGCGAGGUAUAUUGUUGCGGUGAAUGGGCUGGAGGGGGUUGAGGAUGUCAAGGCUGGCGAUGUGCUUGAGAUUCCGGCUAGGGGGGUGCCGAUUGACCCCAGUUUGUUUCCACCUGAGGAGGGGGAUGGGGAUGGGGAUGGUGGUGAGCUGGAGUAUGAGGAGUUUCCGGGGGCGGAUUUCUUCAAGGGCGAGCCGGAUAGUCCGAUUGUCAAGUCUAUGGGUGAGAGGUUGGUUGAGAUUGGCUGUGGCAAGUAUAGCGACGGGCCUGGGACGCAGUGGACGGACGAGGACCUGGCGAGCUAUACUUGCUGGCAGGAGGCGCUUGGGUAUACGGGGGCUGAUGCAGACGGAUGGCCUGGGAAGGUGUCUUGGGACCAGCUGCAGGUUCCGGCUGUGUGA